This is a messenger RNA of Mytilus trossulus (common blue mussel), 2203 nucleotides long. Its product is annotated as multiple epidermal growth factor-like domains protein 10. Gene Ontology annotation, molecular function: scavenger receptor activity. Bases 117 to 2174 code for a protein of 685 amino acids. NCBI's taxonomy places the organism in Eukaryota, Metazoa, Mollusca, Bivalvia, Mytilida, Mytilidae. The transcript has 15 exons. The record is from RefSeq and is a predicted model, not a curated record.
GGUGUACAAUGUACCAACUAAAGAUACCAAAAUUAGGUAUAUACAUAUUAACAGUAUGUCUUGCACUUCCUGGUUGACAGUGGAUACAUGGUGACGUUGUUCUUGUUGCUAUAAAGAUGAUUGCAAAGCUGCCACCAAGUGUAUUCUUAAUUAUUAUAGCGAACCUUUUUGUUCCAGUUGAAUCACAGAUAAAUCUGGCUUUAUAUGGAACAGUAGCACAGGAAACAACGUAUACAGACGAAGCUGGUAUGUCAUAUACUGCCAACUUGGCAAUAGAAGGACCAGCAAAUAAUAAUUGGGAAGAUGGAUGUUCAUCUACUGGUCAUCAGGCGCAAACAUGGUGGGGUCUUUUUCUUCCAAGGCUGGCCUACAUAACAAAUAUUAAGAGUUAUUAUCGGAAGGAUGAGGCACAUCGCAUGAACGAUUUCCGGGUGUACUUUGCAAAUGGCAGUGUGUUUAAGAAAACUGAAUUGUGCUUUAGAGAUAAUGAAAAACAGGCACAUAGUUAUCUGCAUCAGAGCAUCGAUUGUAAUUUAAGCCCUACAAGGAAUAUGUAUUACUUCAACAGAAACACGUUUAUCGAAUUAUGUUACAUAGAAAUAAAUGGAUGUUGGAAAGGUUUCUGGGGAAAAAACUGUACAGUACCAUGUCCACCGACUUGUAUUGACCAACAUUGUAAUCCUGCAAAUGGGAGCUGUGUUUGGGGAUGUGACUCUACAAACUGUAUGAAUAGAAAUUGUUAUAAAAAUACAGGUGUUUGCUAUGAAGGGUGUGUACUUGGACGAGCCGGACAAUACUGUAAUAAAUAUAAUUUAGCCUAUAAUCAAACAGCAAACAUACUUCCUGUUGGUCAAAGUAAUGCAGGACUUUCAAUCGAUGGACUCAUAUCAACGUGUAUUAUUUUUUCUUCUACUGCAUCCAGUUCCUACUUACAGGUUGAAUUUGAAUCUUUAAGUGCUUUAACUCUAGUGCAUAUUGUUUUUGGAAGAGAUAAAACAAUUGCUGACGAUGGAAAUGCUGUCUAUUGCUCUAAUACUACUGACAAGUGGAAUGAUGGCAUUUUAUUGUACAGUGGACUACGGUUGGACACCGACAUAAUUACUUUUGCUGUUUGCAAAUAUUUGACGUAUGUACCACCAACUUUAAGUGGAAAUAAUAUGAUCGAAUUGUGUGAAAUAGAAAUCGGUGGAUGUCCAUAUAGACGAUACGGAGACAAGUGUGAGCAUGUUUGUUCAGAAAACUGUUUGGGACAAGGACAGUGUGAUUUAGUCAGUGGAAAUUGUUUAUUGGGAUGUUCAGAUGGUUGGGUUGGUGAAAAAUGUGACCAAGCCUGUGAUGAAGAUAAAUUCGGUGGUCAGUGUCUACGUGACUGCUCAGUUAACUGUUUAUCAUCACCUUGUGAUCAUGUGACGGGACAAUGUAAAUCAGGCUGUCUGAAAGGAUGGGAAGGAUUAAACUGCUCAAAAGAGUGUAGUAAAGGGAACUUUGGUUGGAAUUGUAAUGCAACAUGUGAUGGAUGUAUAGUUAAUGAAUGUAAUCAUAUAAAUGGAGUCUGCAAAAUUGACAGUGUUUGUAAACCUGGCUAUGUCUACGGAAAAUAUUGUAAUGAAAAGUGCGAAGCUUGGCAUUUUGGAACUAAUUGUAAUAAGAUGUGUAACUGUCUUAAAUACCCAUGCAACAUAUUUACCGGUGAAUGUUCAGAUGAUGGCUGUAAAAAGGGAUGGAAAGGUGACUCAUGUGAUCAAGAAUGUGUACCUGGCUAUUUUGGUUAUAAUUGUGCCUACUUAUGUGAGUCUUGUUUCAACCAGUCUUGUGAUAUUUUUGAAGGCAUUUGCAGAAUCGGUUGUAACGACGGCUACCGUGGUCGCAAGUGCGAUAUGCCAGUUUCAACAGAAUCUUCAGCAAUAAUUAGAUUUGGGUUCUUUGUUGGCGGUUUAGCAAGCAUGUGUGUUGUUCUGUUUAUAAUUUGGAUGGUCAAAAAUGCGAGAAGACGAAUAUUAAAAACGAAAGAAAGUAGACAAGCUAUAGACAAUUCAAAUUCAAAUAGUAACGAGCAGCAUUAUGAUGACAUUAUGAAAAUGGAAGGUUUAUCCACAUAUCAGGAUUUGACGAAAGAAACAAUUACUGUGUCAAGCGACUAUGAUCAAAUUAAUAAUUCAUAUAUUAAUCAAUAGAUGAUGAAAUAUACCAUUUGUUUAUUUGG